Amaranthus tricolor (Joseph's coat) is the source of this 2852-nucleotide messenger RNA. Its product is annotated as peroxisome biogenesis protein 5. Gene Ontology annotation, cellular component: peroxisomal membrane; cytosol. The coding region runs from base 359 to 2554 and encodes 731 amino acids. Gene Ontology annotation, molecular function: protein binding. Gene Ontology annotation, biological process: protein import into peroxisome matrix, docking. The transcript is spliced from 16 exons. The record is from RefSeq and is a predicted model, not a curated record. NCBI's taxonomy places the organism in Eukaryota, Viridiplantae, Streptophyta, Magnoliopsida, Caryophyllales, Amaranthaceae.
UGAAAAUCAAAGCAAGAGUAUUUUCAUUAAAAAAUAUUGCAAAAAGAAAAUAAAAAUUGCUACAUUUCCCAUUAAAAAAAGAACUUGUAAUUUUAAUUGUUAUCAUAUUCUUUCUUGUAAUUGUUUUGAUUUUAUCCUAUUUCCACCAUUGAUACCAAUCAUUCUUUUAGUAAGACAAAAAAACCAGUAAAGGAGACCAAAGGUCUGACCCGAAUGAAAUAACGACAUCAAUCAAUUAGAGAAAGAAGUGGCCGAUAGAGAACAGUAACGAGCGGUGAAGGGGAAUCCGACAAGGUUGCCGAAACGGGUUCGGGGUCGUAUUCUGUUUGUUAUUUGGAGCUAAACUGUUGGAUCUAUCAUGGCGUUUCGGGAUUUGGUUACUGGAGGUGAUUCUUGCACAGUUCCUGGCUCCUCUUCAUCUUCCAAUCCACUUGGUUCUCUUGCUAAUGCCCUUAUUGGUUCUUCCUCCAAAACCCAGGAUAGGUUGAAGGAGAUUCCAACAGCAACUUCCUCUGGUGCCAGUGGCCAAUUGUACUCGAAUUCUGAUACUACUCUUCCUGGGUUGGAGUCAGAAUAUAAUCAAUUAUCUAAUGGCCAGGACACCGGAUUUCUUCAAAACUAUCGUGCUGCUAGUCAUGGUGGCUUGACUGAAGCUUGGGACGAUAUACAGUUUCCUCAGAGGGAUCCAAAUUUUGCUGAGUCACGACAAGUUUUCAAUGGAAGAUCUGCGAUUGAUGCUCAACCUUCUACUGAUGGGCCACCACAACAAAUAUUGUCAGGUUUUCUGCACUCCUUUGUUGAUAGUAGCCGUUUUGGUGUACCAUUUCGUCCUGCGCCACUACCUAUGUUGGGAUUGAGCAAAGGUGAAAAACAAUGUAUCCGUAACCGUAGCAGCAUUAUGGCUCGACAUUUUUUUUCUGACAAGAGUGAAGAUUUCAUUAAUGCACAGGUGGAUGCAUUACUGCAUUCUCUGGACAUUGACAACGAUGUUCAGAUAAAGGGGCCUCUUCCUGGUAGAGAGCUGGAAGAAUACUGGAAUGAAUCACAAAGUAUACAGGCUGCUGUUGCCGAUAGGUGGGUCACAGAGUUUCGACCUCAACAGCCAGAACCUUUUCCCAUUAAUGGUUGGGUCAAUUCUUUUGAGCAGGAACAUGGUCGUAAUGGUUGGGCCUCAGAGUUUGAACAUGAACAAGCUCAAGCUGCAUCUCUUACUCAAUCACCAAGUCCACAUAUGUCACAAUUUGCUGCAAUGGAGCAAACCCGUAUGCUUGCGCACACAUUAGCCCAAAACAAUGACCCCAAGUUUCAGAACUCGAGAUUCCUCCAAUUUGUGUCAAAGAUGAGUCGUGGUGAACUUUUUGUUGAAGGAAAUCAAGUCAAAGAGAAUUCAGCAGCUAUGUCAGGGGAUUGGGCAGCAGAAUUCCAAAACCAGCAUGAUGGGGGUCUUUCUUGGGCAGACCAGUUUUCUCAUGAAGCGGUCUCUCGUGAUGGUGGUAAAUGGGUUAAUGAAUUUGCUAGUGGAAGCAACCAGGAAUUGUUACCUGAAGAGAAAUGGGUCGAUGAGUUCUCCAAAUUAAAUGUUCAAGAUUGGGCUGGAGAAUUUGAGCAACAAGCUGAAAAAGAUAGCUGGGCUAGUGCUUAUGAUGAGUAUCUCAAUGAGCAAUCUGCUGCCAAUCUUAAUUCAGAUUCCUCGAAGGGCAUCUAUGUGUUCUCUGACAUGAAUCCCUAUGUUGGUCAUCCUGAUCCUCUAAAAGAAGGGCAGGAUCUGUUCAGGAAAGGGCUUUUGAGUGAAGCAGUCCUUGCUUUGGAGGCUGAAGUCUUGAAGAAUCCUGAUAAUGCUGAAGGUUGGAGGUUGCUAGGAAUAGCUCAUGCUGAAAAUGAUGAUGAUCAGCAGGCUAUUGCAUCAAUGAUGAAGGCUCAAGAUGUUGACCCCACAAACCUAGAGGUGCUUCUUGCUCUUGGUGUGAGUCAUACAAAUGAAUUGGAGCAAUCUGCUGCACUGAAGUAUCUGUACCAGUGGCUUCGUCACCACCCUAAGUAUGGGACACUUUCACCUGGAGAGAUGCCAGAUUCGCUUUAUUAUGCUGAUGUGGCAAGGAUAUUUAAUGAGGCUGCUCAAAUGUCGCCCCAGGAUGCUGAUGUCCAUAUAGUAUUGGGAGUCCUUUAUAACUUAUCUAGGGAAUAUGACAAAGCUAUUGAUUCAUUUAAGACGGCUUUAAAACUAAAACCUCAAGAUUACUCUCUCUGGAAUAAACUUGGUGCCACACAGGCUAAUAGUGUUCAGAGUGCCGAAGCCAUAGAAGCUUAUCAACAGGCCCUGGAUUUAAAGCCUAACUAUGUUCGUGCGUGGGCAAACAUGGGUAUCAGCUAUGCCAACCAGGGCAUGUACGAGGAAUCAAUCCGCUAUUACGUUCGUGCACUUGCAAUGAAUCCAAAAGCAGAUAAUGCAUGGCAGUAUUUGAGGAUUUCUUUGAGUUGUGCUUCAAGGGACGACAUGUUGGAAGCUUGUGAUUCUCGUAAUCUCGAUGUCCUUCAAAAAGAGUUUCCACUUUGAGAUGCUCCCCUUGUAUAGUUUCGUAAUCUGCUCAUUUUUACCCCACGAGGCUGUUCCUUAUCAGCAUUUUGAUGAGAAUACAAUCAGCUGCUGGCAAAGCUUUAAAGACUAAGCUCAAAUGAUGUAGCCAAUAGUGCAAUUAUCUUUGGAGAAGAUUAUUAGCAUUUUCAGCAUCUAUAAAGUUGAGUUUAUGUUUGUAAAAUGUAAAUCAAAUGUUGAUAUGCUUCACAUAAAUAAAGCUGUAUAUCUGAAGUUUCUAAAAACAUGCAAUUUAAGUACUUAUAUUUUACUUGAAAAA